UUUUAAGAAAAUCAUUCUUCCCAUCAGCCCACCAACCUGGGAUGAUGUCCCCACUUCACAGAGGAAGAUACUACUGAGUCUCAGAGGCUCUCCCGGGCCCCAGCUUCCCCAGGAGCACCACCCUCCAGCUUCUCCCCCAGGAAAGCAGCCACAGACCCUGCCCAGCUGUGGUCCCUGGAGUGUUUACUGUGUCGGCUGGACCAGGCAGGCGGGGGCGGACAAAGUCCGGGGAAUAUAAAGGUCUGGCAGCAGCGUCCGGUCAGUCACAGCUCAGAGCACAAGGAGCACAGCUUUGCCCGGGCAGGGCCCCACGACACCGCGCUGCCUGCGAUGCUGUUGAUGCUGCUGACGCUCUCCUGGCUGCCGUGGGGAGGCGCCCUAUCUCUUGCCCAGGAGCACCUCCCGGUCUUCCCGGGACCCUCACACGCACACUCCGGUCCGAAUAUCUCCAGAAUCCAGGAGUUGAGGAAACGCUACGAAGAUUUGCUGACCAGGCUUCGAGCAAACCAGACGUGGGAAGACUCGAACCCUGACCUCAUCCCUGCCUCUCACGUCCAGAUACUCACCCCAAAGCUGAGACUUGGACCAGGCGGCCACCUGCACCUGCACCUGGGCAUCCCCUGGGCCAACCUGACUAAGGGGCUCCCCGCAGCCUCCCGCCUGCAUCGGGCCCUGCUCAGGCUGUCCCCGACGGAGUCGGGCUCGUGGGAUGUGACGCGGCAGCUGCAGCGUCAGAUCGGCUUCGGGGUCUCCCGGGAGCCCGCACUGCGUCUGCACUGCUACGAGCCCGUGGUGCUCCUGCACCGGGACAGCGAGGGCCGCGUGGCCCUCACGCCCUACGACGACCUCGUGGCCAGCGACUGCCACUGCUUGUGA
Myotis davidii is the source of this 876-nucleotide messenger RNA. RefSeq names its product growth differentiation factor 15 (gene GDF15). The transcript has 3 exons. The coding region runs from base 331 to 876 and encodes 181 amino acids. The record is from RefSeq and is a predicted model, not a curated record. Lineage: Eukaryota; Metazoa; Chordata; Mammalia; Chiroptera; Vespertilionidae.